Molecule: messenger RNA, 510 nt
Organism: Coregonus clupeaformis (lake whitefish)
Lineage: Eukaryota; Metazoa; Chordata; Actinopteri; Salmoniformes; Salmonidae
Product: unconventional myosin-XV-like
Exons: 6
Cellular component (GO): cytoskeleton
Source: RefSeq, a predicted model, not a curated record
UCCCCUCUCCAGGAGUCUCUGAUAGACUUCACAGACAGCAACAUGAACAAGGUAGCAGCUGACAUCUCCCUGGCUGUGAUGAAGUUCAUGGGGGAUUACCCUCUGAAGGGACAGACAGAACAGGACCUGGUCUCAACUAUCCUAAAGCAGAGUGGGGAGUAUGGGCUGAUGAAAGAUGAAGUCUACUGCCAGGUGAUGAAACAGGUCACAGGAAACACCAGCUCCAAAACGGACAGUUGUCAGAGAGGCUGGAGGCUCCUCUACAUCCUGACUGCGUUCCAUCGCUGUUCUGAGGUCCUGAAGCCCUUCCUUUUAAAGUUCCUACUGGAUACCUGCUCCAGACCCGGAGUGCACUACCAAGGUAUAGCCAAGGCGUGUGAGCAGAACCUGAGGAGGACCUUCCAGUACGGAGGAAGAAUAGAACCCCCCAACAGCAUGGAGCUGAAGGCUAUGAUGCUCUGCUCUCUGAUUACCUUGAUCUCUGAUUGGCUAUCUGUCUGUGCCCUGUGA